CAACGCUAAGAGGCCCAGUAGUGGAAUCUAACACCUUAUAAGAUUUAUUGCAAUCCUUUUAACAUGGAAGAAAGUGAUAUUGAAGUUCUUGGUUCUAAUGGGAAUGUAGAAGAGGUCUGCCAAAUAUUACAGCACUUCCUGAAAAAAAAUGAGAAUGCUUUUACCUUCCCUAAUUUGGCAGAAAAGAAUCAAAGAGCUAUAUUAUGGACAGCACUGUUUCAACGCUUACAAGAUAAGUCUUCAGGUCCAGCCCAUGCUCUUUGUCUAGCAGCAAUCAGAGUACUGAGCCGAGACAAAACUGACCUUGAAAAUUUAAUCUGUGAGAAAUGGAUAACAACACUCAUUGAAAGAGCAGGGUUAUAUAAUUUCGAAGCUCUUGAUGAAGAGGCCAUGGUACCGCUGGAGGUAAUGGAGAAGGAUGUUGCUGUUGAGGCAUUAAAAUGUCUGUGCAAUUUGACUUUUAACAGUGAAGUGGCCAGAGCUCUUUGUGCCCACACAUCUAUAGCACAGGGAUUAGUAGCCCGACUAAGAAUUUACAAAGAUAUGCCAUUCAAAGAGGAAAUCAUGCUGUUUGACUUGAAGUUGCUGUUUAUUCUUACUGCUUUGAGGCAUGACAUUAAAACUAAAAUUAAGGAUGAGCUCCAUGGCAUGGAAUACUUGAUUAAUUGUCUCGGGGAAAUAUUGUCAGAGGCUUCCAAUGCUGAAGAUCAGGCUGCUAGUAGUAGUGGCUUGGUUGAAGGGGCCCACCACUGUUUUCUACAGGACAAUCAACAAGCCAUAGUCUGUGAGAUUCUCAAGACCCAGUUCAACUUGAUCCUGCAAUCUGGUUCUGAGGAACCUACAGAUGAGGAGGAGGAGGCCAUGUACCUAAAACUGAUGCCGGUUAUGACUGCGCUCCUCUAUGCUCACACUUCAACUGAGGAGAAACUGAUGGAGCUGAGAAGCAAUAUAGCUAAUUUGCUAACAAGUGUUCCUCCAAUGUUUUACCCCUAUUUGACUCCAGAGCUGACUAAAGGAGAAAGAGCUCAGUAUGAGUAUGAUGGGAGGAAUAUGGAUGCAUUACAAGCUCUUAUACUAUUGUUGCAAUACAGGCUCAACAUAACUACAGGCACUAAGAAUCAAUAUGAAAACUUAUCACCAAUACUGACAGUGUUGAACAAGAGUUCGCGUGGAUGCCGUUCCCAGAGGAAGUACCUACGUCAGGUGGUGUUGCCACCUCUACGUGACGUGUCUCGUCCUCCCGAGAAAGGAAAUACCUUGAGGAACCAGCUCUGCAGGCUCUUAACUACGCCUGUGACGUCAGUCAGGGACUUGGUUGCCGAGUUUUUGUUCAUCCUGUGCAAAGAAAAAGUGGGCCGCAUGGUAAAGUACACUGGUUUCGGCAAUGCGGCCGGUCACCUCGCACAGAAGGGGCUUCUAAGCGGCGGCCGAACUGGCGACUACUCCUCUAGCAGCGACGACUCCGACACUGAAGAAUAUUUAGAGGCACAGCCGAAUAUUGACCCCGUCGUGGGAUGCACGCGACCUCCCCGCAUUAAUCCCUUCGAAGGAAUGAGUGAUGAACAGAAAGAGUAUGAAGCAAUGAAGUUGGUGAAUUUAUUCGACAAGAUGGUGACUGAAGGCGUGAUGAAGCCGGCACGUAUCGGGCCCGACGGUCGCCCGCAAGCGGUGGAGCACGUGCUUGAGCUGAGGGAACAUCCUCCGAAUAGACCACAGUCCUAAAGAAACGAGAUGGUAUAGAGGACUCCAACAUGAAGUACCUUGUCGUAUAUUUGAUGCACUAUGGUAUAGGCAAUAACAGGAAGAACGUCAAAGAACGAAUCGUGCUGUUGAUUCGGAUCUUUUCUGAUUUCGAUAUUAUCUGCCCCAGACAUGAAUACAUCAUUCAUUUGGAUCUGGGUGUUCUCAGAAUGUAUUUGUGAGGAAUUGCUGAAUCCAAUAUUCUUGAAUGGCCAAAGUGGGACUAGAGAAAAGGGUUGAAACUACUUCCAAUUAGAUACUCGAUUGAAUUAGAAAUAGAUUAGACAUUUGGGAUUAUAGUGCAUGUUUGAAUAAAUAGGUAUCUUCAAGUUAGUAUUUUGAUCUUCGAUUUACAUUGAAUAGUGGGUAGAAUUUAAAGGGAUUUUUAAAUAGUAAGAGAAGUCUAUUUUUAUUGUAUUGAGGUUUGGUGUACUUACCAAAGUUUUUGGCGAACAAAUGAAGGAAACUAAGUCAUUUGGUAUGAAAUAUCAAGGAUUGUGUAGCUUAGUUUGUAAUUAAUUAGCGUUAUAAUUGCCAGCCGCCUUAACCAACCUGAUUGUACGGAGCAGGCUGUUACUGCCGUUACUAGAGCUGCCUUAUGUUCGAUAACUAUACCUUUACAAUAUUUUUUUUAACUCUGUGUAAUGUAUUUGUUAUUUGUAAGUAGACUUAUAGUGUGAUAUCAUGAGAUAAAUUG
This is a messenger RNA of Spodoptera exigua (beet armyworm), 2437 nucleotides long. The record is from the annotation of a GenBank genome assembly. Lineage: Eukaryota; Metazoa; Arthropoda; Insecta; Lepidoptera; Noctuidae.